AUGGAAGGACCCUUGCCCGAGGCAGGAGAAACCUGGAAACGAGAGGGUCAGGUCAGGGGCCGGCAGGAAAACCAGGAAAGCUGCUUGAAGCAAGAGGCCGUGGCCCACGGGGAAGACCCCGCCGGGGGCGGUGUGCGGGCGCAGGAUGAACUCGGCGGGAUCCCGGGAACCGGGUCCAGCCCUCCCCGCACCCAAACCGACAGCAGGCCCCAGAGGCGCCGGGCGCCGAGAAAGAACGCGAAGCAGAGGAAGGCCGGCUCGGGCGAGGAGGAGCGCGGGGGCGGCCCCCGGAAGCCGUGGAAGUGUGCGGACUGCGGCAAGGCCUUCAGCUACUGCUCGGCGUUCACCCUGCACCAAAGAACGCACACCGGCGAGAAGCCGUUCGCGUGCGCCGACUGCGGCAAGGCCUUCAGCCAGAGCGUGCACCUCACGCUGCACCGGCGCACGCACACGGGCGAGCGGCCCUACGCGUGCGCCGAGUGCGGCAAGGCCUUCAGCCAGGGCUCCUACCUGGCGUCGCACUGGCGCACGCACUCGGGCGAGCGGCCCUACGCGUGCGCCGACUGCGGCAAGGCCUUCGCGCGCCCCACGCACCUGGCCCAGCACCGGCGCGUGCACACGGGCGAGCGGCCGUACGCGUGCGGCCGGUGCGCCAAGGCCUUCCGCAGCCGCUCGUCCCUGCUGGAGCACCAGCGCAUCCACACGGGCGAGAAGCCGUUCGCGUGCGCGCGCUGCGACAAGGCCUUCCGCUUCUCCUCGGCGCUCAUCCGCCACCAGCGCACGCACACGGCCGAGCGGCCGUACGCGUGCGGCCGGUGCGCCAAGGCCUUCACGCAGAUCGCGCACCUGACGCAGCACCGGCGCGUGCACACGGGCGAGAGGCCCUACAGCUGCCCCGAGUGCGGCGCGCCCUUCCGCCAGAGCGCCUCGCUCGCCGAGCACCGGCGCAUCCACACGGGCGAGAAGCCGUUCGCGUGCGCGCAGUGCGGCAAGGCCUUCACGCAGGUGUCGCACCUGAGCCAGCACCAGCGCGUGCACACGGGCGAGCGGCCCUACGCGUGCCAGGACUGCGGCCGCGCCUUCAGCAACCGCUCGCACCUCGUGCAGCACCAGCUCGUGCACACGGGCGCCAAGCCCUACAAGUGCCUGGAGUGCGCGCUGGCCUUCAGCCACGUGUCCUCCCUCAGCGAGCACCAGAAGCUCCACACGGGCGAGAGGCCCUACCGGUGCGGGGAGUGCGGCAAGGCCUUCAGCCAGGGCUCCGCGCUCACGCUGCACCUGCGCACGCACACGGGCGAGCGGCCCUACGCGUGCCCCGAGUGCGGCAAGGCCUUCAGCAGCCGCUCCUACCUGAUCCAGCACCACAUCGUGCACACCGGCGAGAAGCCGUUCGAGUGCAGCGGCUGCGGCAAGGCCUUCAGCUUCUCCUCCGCGCUCGUCCGACACCAGCGCACGCACGCCGACCAGAAGCCCUACUCGUGCGGCCGCUGCGGCGCCACCUUCACGCGGCCGCAGCACCUGACGCGACACCUGGGCUCCCACCGGGAGGACAAGCCAGUGGGCAGCAGCGAGCCUGCGGACGCGGCCCCUGGCCGGCGGGAGGACGAGAGCUGA
Molecule: messenger RNA, 1614 nt
Organism: Neomonachus schauinslandi (Hawaiian monk seal)
Lineage: Eukaryota; Metazoa; Chordata; Mammalia; Carnivora; Phocidae
Product: zinc finger protein 835-like
Exons: 1
Coding region: 1-1614 (537 amino acids)
Biological process (GO): regulation of transcription by RNA polymerase II
Cellular component (GO): nucleus
Molecular function (GO): DNA-binding transcription activator activity, RNA polymerase II-specific; RNA polymerase II cis-regulatory region sequence-specific DNA binding
Source: RefSeq, a predicted model, not a curated record